AUGUCGGCAAGUUCGAGCUCAAAUUCAAGGAUAUUCAAAUUAGAAUGUGGCUGUGGAGACGAACCAGGUUUAUUCACAUCAAAUACCUACCUCAAUCCUUGUCGUCGAUUUCGACGUUGCAUCAACACAGAGCAAUUAAAAUGCGAAAAAAAUACUGUAGUAGCAAUGGCUGAGAGGCUGAAAAUGAAGGAGGAUGAACUUUUGUGUCUUAAAUCCAAAGCAAAUGACUUGGAGGAGCAAUUAAAAUGCGAAGAAAAUACUGCAGUAGCAAUGGCUGAGAGGCUGAAAAUGAAGGAGAAUGAACUUUUGUGUCUUAAAUCCAAAGUAAAUGACUUGGAGAAGCAAGUACAAGUCUUGUCCAAGAGAAACAUCUUCAGAAACCGUAUUGUGUGUGUGUCAGUUGUGUUAUUUGUUGUUUUGCUUUUUUCCUUGGGUAAAGGGGAAAAUGUUACUUUAUUUAACUACACAACCAUGUUAUAA
Striga asiatica is the source of this 480-nucleotide messenger RNA. NCBI's taxonomy places the organism in Eukaryota, Viridiplantae, Streptophyta, Magnoliopsida, Lamiales, Orobanchaceae. The record is from the annotation of a GenBank genome assembly.